This is a messenger RNA of Oncorhynchus nerka (sockeye salmon), 4861 nucleotides long. Its product is annotated as cyclic AMP-responsive element-binding protein 3-like protein 3-B. Gene Ontology annotation, biological process: regulation of transcription by RNA polymerase II. The transcript has 10 exons. The record is from RefSeq and is a predicted model, not a curated record. Gene Ontology annotation, molecular function: RNA polymerase II cis-regulatory region sequence-specific DNA binding; DNA-binding transcription factor activity, RNA polymerase II-specific. NCBI's taxonomy places the organism in Eukaryota, Metazoa, Chordata, Actinopteri, Salmoniformes, Salmonidae. Gene Ontology annotation, cellular component: nucleus. Bases 134 to 1432 code for a protein of 432 amino acids.
ACAAGAGCAGGGAGAUACAGUAGAGACAUGGUAAUCUGGAACAGAGCUCCUUCACAACAAAGGAAACAGAACACUUAACUGGAUUUGUCUUAUUUUGGGGAGUUCUGUCCUGUGCCACCCUAGUGCUGAAAUUAUGGACCACUAUGCAGACCAGGGUUGCGACGGGAUUGAGCUGCUUGAUUUGCUGUUUGAUCAAAACAAUGGCAUCCUCCGUCACGAGGAGAUGGGACACCAUGACAACCAUGCCUGGCCAAUCCACGAGCCAAACGUGUGUCCAGCAGAGCAACAAAGCGAGGACUUCCUGAAUGCCCUCCUGAGUGGCAGUGGCUCAGUGUCGGGGUCCCCCCUGUGGUCUCCCUCUCCUAGUGACAGUGGCAUCAGUGAGGACCCGCACUCGGAUCAGAUGGAUAGCCCCCAGCGCCCUGAGAGCCCUCCCAUGGAGCCCCACUGCAUCCCCCCUCAGCCACAAACCAAGGUCACCCUGGAUGCCAACUUCUUCAUUGAUAUCAAUGGCUGGGACUCAGACUUCUACCCAGGCAGGACUGGGGGGACAGAGUGUUCCUCUGAUUCACACACAACCCAGCUGUCUUCUGGCUUCCCCCUCACUGUCAAGGACCUACUGCUCUCUGGCACAUCUGAUCCGCCCCCACAGCAUUCCCAACAGUCCUUCCAAGAGUUGAUUCUUAAUGAGGAUGAGAAAAAACUGCUGGCCAAGGAGGGGGUGACUCUGCCUAGCCAACUACCUCUCACAAAGUAUGAGGAGAGGAUUCUGAAGAAAAUUCGCAGAAAGAUCCGGAAUAAGCAGUCGGCUCAGGAGAGCAGGAAGAAGAAAAAGGAAUAUAUUGAUGGUCUGGAGAGCAGGAUGGCUGCCUGCAACACACACAACCAGGAGCUACAGAGGAAAGUGUUCCAGCUGGAGAAAUGCAAUACGUCUCUGAUGGGGCAGCUGCACAGGCUGCAGACUCUGGUCAUGGGCGGCUCCAAAAAGACCGCCCAGACUGGGACUUGUGUCCUGGUACUGCUCCUGUCCUUCUCCAUCAUCCUCUUCCCCAGCCUGAACCCAUUUGCCAAGGUCAGCCAAGGAGGGGACUUCAGCCCAGUGAGGGUCCAGUCACGGUCCCUGCACAACCUCCAGUCCUCCAGAGUGCUACAUGUGAUUGACCAGCUGUACCAAACUGCAGACGACAAGGCCAAGCCUCCAGACAACCAUGUCCUGGGAGACCAGGGUGUGGAUGCGAUUAUGUCUCUGCUGGGAAAACUGGGCACUGGUCACGGCAGCCAAGGACCGCCCAAUUUUGACCCCAUGUCUCAAAAUAAUAGCAUGGAUGAGCAAGUCCAUUUCCAGGGAGACCCCAUUACUGGCCAUAUAGCUACAGUGACUUGGAAUCCACACCGCAGAGCCACACUACGCCCACAUGCUGAUGACAUGUGAUUUGGAGAGAAUAUUCCCAGCAGGAUUUCUCUGUUCUGCUCCCAUCUCCAGACACUUCAUAUCAUGAAACAGAGCAGCACUAGCCUAAGGCUCUUGUUUACACUAUGAGUUGGGGAAUAAUAAAUACAUUCUUUUGCCUGUUAUAUUAUAUACUGUGUGUGUGUGUGUGUGUGUGUGUGUGUGUGUGUGUGUGUGUGUGUGUGUGUGUGUGUGUGUGUGUGUGUGUGUGUGUGUGUGUGUGUGUGUAUAUCCUUUUUUUUCUUGUUUGUUAUUCUGUUUUGUAUUGUUUUAAAUGUGGAAGACACAUUUCAGUUGCACAACUGACUAGGUAUCCCCCUUUCCCUUAUUUGACCAAGUUGACUUGAAUGACUUGUGUGUGUGUGUGCAUGUCUGCAGACGCACACCCCAACGAUUGUUUGUGUCAAUUGUUAUCUGCCGUGGUGCCUCUCAUCUCUCAGCCUUUAAUCAUGGGGAGAGUAGCUCAGCGACCAGCAUUUUUAAUCAGCUUCUCUGUGACCCACUUUGAUUGUCCAUCUUCCACCAGCAUAGUGGGAUAUGACCCGUGGUAGGAGAACUCUAAGUCAGACCCUGAGAGAGGGACAAAAAAAAGGACACAGUCAAAGAGAUGUCCUUGUUUUCACUUGUUUAAAGGGGCAAUCCAGGAUUGAAGCAUACAUUUUUGGACUUUUAAAUGAACAUUACCAUUUAUUAUUUCAGAAUUGAAUUUAUAAAUGCUUCACGAGAUUAUUUAAACUCUCUUAACCCAUCAGGACCCAAAAUAUAAGCUUGUUUUACAUCAUUCAAACACUGUGUAGAUUCUCAUGGAUGGUCAGUCCAUGCAUCAAUAGCUCCUUGCAUCAAUAGUUCUGUCUAUGAAUUGGUGAGUGGUUACAUUACUCCAGCCCUAUCCCUCAGCUGUUUACCAAAACAAGUGGCAAAUCCCAGAUUGCCCCUUUAAUCCUGCAAAUUGCUUUUCUGUUUUAAAGUGCAUUGCUGAACCAGAUAAACGCAGUGCUUGUAUUAAACUCCAUGAACAGCUAUUGAGUGGUUUAAACUUUAUUUUUGCUUAUUUAUUUUUGAAUGAGAGUCACAUGGGUAAAUGAAACCAAACCAAACAUGAUUAAUACCUCCUUUCACUUUGGUGGAGUGGAGUAAAAUGUAAUUGCCUCCAUCAGGAAAGGGACAACAGAAAGAAAAGUUCCAUUUGUGAUUUCAUGCCAAGUUGUGGUUCUGUUCACUUUUGUUUGAGGUGUAUGGUAUGAUUCAACAAAUAUUACAGAUGCAAAAAUGUAUAUAAGAUAGCUAGCUAAUCACUGAAUGGACGGUCCGAGAUAUGCAAUAAAGAGAUUCAAGUCUACAGGUUUAUCGAACUUCACAGGUGUGCUCAUCUUGGUGUUUGAUAGAAUUAACCUGUGCCGUGGCCUUAGUGUCUAUGUGAUGUUACAGCUUGACUAUCCUCUGUCUACUGACAUAAUGCUUUACAAAAUGUCAAUAUCUGGCCAUCUGUGCUAUACUAUAGGCUGUGCAAAUGCCAAACACUAGCUACUGGCUCUCUCUUCCCGGAAGUUCCUACCUUGGGAUCUGACAUGAAACAUGUCCUAAUUAGCUUUCGACAGGAUAAUAACAUCCAUUUUAGUUUCAUUCAUUUGAAUUGAUACAUUUGACAAUAGCAUACUGACUCUGCAAGGCUCACUAGAAGGCGGACUCAGAAAAAAGUGACUAUUACUGUGCCAUGAUAUUCAGAUCCAAGAACAGCACUUUAAAGCAAUGCCAACCCCACUGUGAAUCACUACGACCUGUGUCUAACCCAGGCAGCAGCACACAAGAUAAACACCAUGCUUUACUGACCGUCUCUAGGACACACACCACUCUAGUUCACAAACCACUCUAGGUCCACCUUACUAGAGGCCACACGCCACUCUAGGUCACAUACCACUCUAGGUCCACCUUACUAGAGGCCACACGCCACUCUAGUUCACAAACCACUCUAGGUCCACCUUACUAGAGGCCACACACCACUCUAGGUCACACACCACUCUAGGUCACACUCUAGGUCACACACCACUCUAGGUCACACACUAGGUCACACACCACUCUAGGUCACACACCAGUGUAGAUCACACCACACAACUGGCAUUUCUCCAGUACUGUAAAAAGAAACAUUAUAGGAAGGAAGAGAUCAGCGCCAUUGUUAAUCAUAAUGUGUUUGGGAAACCCCGUUCCCGACGACUUUUAUCAUGGAAGAUUUGAAUAUGUUUGAUUGCUCUGUAUCCCCCCAUUGGAAUACUCAUUAUUUACAAUGAAUGUAUUAGUUUCUAAUAGACAAGCUCUCUUCUGACCCUGUUGCUUCGGACUUCAACCAUGCUGUGCCGGAAAGAUGGUCCUAAUUUUACUUUGGCUGUCUUUAACAGUCUAGAUCCUCUUAAGGUUUCUUCCUAUAGCCAGGAGUUUGUUUAUACUGUUACAAACACAAUGGUUACUUCACUGAAUAGAUUAUUGAUAAAAUAUUGGAUAUUUAACAGUCUACUGGUUGUCAUUGGUUGUAUAUCUAUCAGCUUUUAGUUGAAAAAAUUUAAAUGAAAUCACUUAUUUAUUCUCAGAAUGUAUCCACAGUUUCACUCAUGAUGACCACUUUCAUCUCUACCUUCUGAAACAUCCUGAUCUCAGAGCAUUGUGUAUUAUUCUGUACGUAAAUCUGAGACACUCCAUUUAGUAUAAUACAAUAUGUUACGUUUCUUAUGGUAUGUAUUAAUUUGUGGAUGUCCAUCAUCCAUUUCGUACGAUAUGUUACGAAUUUGCUAAACGUACAAUAUGCUACAAAUGAGCAAAACGUACAAUAUGUUAAGAAUAUGCUAAAUGAAUGAUUUGUUAUGAAUUGCAAUUUGUUGUGGCUAACAUUAGCUAAGUGGCUAACGUUAGCUAGGCUAGGGGUUAGGGUUAAGUUUAGGAGUUAGGUUAAAGGGUUAGUGUUAGAUAAACGGGUUAAGGUUAGUGUUAGGGGAAGGGUUAGAUAACUUGUUAAGUAGUUGCAAUGUCACGCCCUGGUCUAAGUAUUUUGUGUUUAUCUUUAUGUAUUGGGUCAGGCCAGGGUGUGGCAUGGGGUUUUUGUAUUGUGGUGUGUUUUGUCUGGGGGUUUUGGUGUGUAUGUAUUGGGAUUGUAGCUAGUGGGGUUAUCUAGCAAAGUCUAUGGCUGUCUGGAGUGGUUCUCAAUCAGAGGCAGGUGUUUAUCUUUGUCUCUGAUUGGGAACCAUAUUUAGGCAGCCAUAUUCGUUGAAUUUGUUGUGGGUGAUUGUCCUUAGUGUCUUUGUUCCUGUCGCUGUGGUAGUUGACAAGCAUAGGCUGUUUCGGUUUUCGUUACGUUUAUUGUUUUGUAGUGUUUUGUGUUAUUUCGUGUUUACGUUUGUUUAAAUAAACAUGGAUCGCAAUCGA